This is a messenger RNA of Durusdinium trenchii, 963 nucleotides long. The record is from the annotation of a GenBank genome assembly. NCBI's taxonomy places the organism in Eukaryota, Dinophyceae, Suessiales, Symbiodiniaceae.
CCCAUAGACAUCCUGAGCUAUAUUCUGUCCUGCCCACUUGCGGUGCCCAGCCGACAUGGGCGAAGGAAGAGGAAGCGGGGAUGUCAGGACUCGUCUUGCAGCCAGGCUGCGGGUUUGCAUCCUGGGUGGCACCGCCUUCCUGAACAACGAGUCAGCAGACCUGGUGAAGGAGCUGGCGUCAGAACUGCACAAGCGCUUCUCAGGAGAUGGAGUGAUCUUCAUCACCUGUGGCCAGCAAGGCGUCCAGGAAGCUUUCGCCAAAGGAUGUGGCGAUGGCUCCUUGGUGAGGAACCUGCUUGCUCAAGGCGAAAUUUGUCACUUCCGCGCGGGUCAGGACAUUGUGGCGGGGAGGGACGCGGACCAAGUGAAGAAGUUCUUUUUAGAUGUGGGUGAUGUGUACAUCACUGUGGAGGGUGGUCCUGGUGUAGCGCAAGAUGCGCGGCUGGUCAUGGCACGGAAUGCAUCAGUUCUGGCACUGAAGCGGACAGGUGGAGCCAGUGCAGGGAAGUUUGACUUCCCGCAAGCCGCCCUCACUCCGGACUUUGCCACAGAGGAGCAGUGGGAACUGCUGUGUAGCAGUGCCACCCCUGUCAACAAAGCUGCCGGCAUUGCUGCAGACUUGGUGAGCGUCCUUCUCCAGGCGAGGGGCAGAGCUUCGACGCUGCCUUUAACAUUGGAGAUGUCCAACUCUGACAGUCUUGUGAGUUGGCCAAGCACCUCCACCAUGACCUCCGUGAUCUAUGCGAAUAACCGGAGGAAAUGGACGAUUGCCGUCUUCAUCGUUGCAAUCUUAGUCAUCGUGAUUCUGGUGAUCGCGGGCAUUCUUUACUUCCAAGAAUCCUCAAAGAAGGAUUCAACCGAGACACAAGCGACGCAAGUGGAGUUGGUCUUCCCUGAGAAGACUCGAUUCCUCAGUUGGAACUCCUAGAGUCUAUCUAGAGAUCACCAUGAUGAUGUAUCCCG